UUCAGCUAUGUUGAGCUGAGCUAUGUAAAGUGCUAAAGAUCACUAAAGAUUCUGCCUGUGUUUUUAAAUGAAUAUAUGUGUUCGGAAUAAAUUCAUUAAUAUUUCUUUGUAAAUUACAAUAAAACAUAACAAUAUGCCGAAGAAAAAGACAGGUCAAAGACGGAAAGCAGAGAAACAGAAACUGCGGCAAAAAGAAAUUAGAACUGCCAAGGAUCAAAUAGAUUUAGCUAAAUUUCCUUGCAAUGCAGUGAUGGAGUGUGAUAAGUGCAACAAGAAACAAAAAAGUAGAGCUUUUUGUUACUUUUGUCAAAGUGUACAACGGUUACCUUUAUGUGCGCAUUGUGGAAAAAUGAAAUGUAUGCUUAGAACUGGAGAUUGUGUUGUUCGUCAUCCUGGUAUAUUCACUACUGGAUUAGGUAUGGUGGGAGCAAUAUGUGACCAUUGUGAGGCAUGGGUUUGCCAUGGAAGACGCUGUCUUACCACUCAUGCGUGUAUGUGUCCUUUAAUGGAUGCAGUUUGCCAAGAAUGUGAAAGAGGCGUAUGGGAUCAUGGUGGUAGAAUAUUUCGGUGCUCAUUUUGCAAUUGUUUCCUUUGCGAAGAUGAUCAGUUUGAACAUCAAGCAUCAUGUCAAGUUUUAGAAGCAGAAAAUUUCAAAUGUCAAUCAUGUAAUCGUUUAGGACAAUAUUCUUGUUUGAGGUGUAAAACAUGUUAUUGUGAAGAUCAUGUUCGUCGAAAAGGAUUUAAAUAUGAAAAAAAUAAGGCUAUACCUUGUCCCAAGUGUAGUUUUGAAACAUCUCAAACAAAAGAUCUUAGCAUGUCAACGAGAAAUCAUAAAUUUGGUAGACAAAAUCAAAGUGGAACUUACGAAUCUGAUGAAGAAAAUGAAUAUAACUAUUAUGGAAAUCAAUCUCAAGGAUAUAGUUCUGAAAAUUAUACUGUUGAUGAUGAUGACGAUGAUGACGAUGACAACGAAGAUGAUGAUGAUGAUGAAGAGGAAGAAGAAGAAGAAGAGGAACAAGAUGAGUCAUUAAGUGAAACUGAAGAGAAUGACAACAAUAAGUUACUCCGAAAUUAA
Messenger RNA from Dufourea novaeangliae, 1075 nucleotides. RefSeq names its product zinc finger protein 330 homolog (gene Noa36). NCBI's taxonomy places the organism in Eukaryota, Metazoa, Arthropoda, Insecta, Hymenoptera, Halictidae. Gene Ontology annotation, cellular component: nucleus. Gene Ontology annotation, molecular function: zinc ion binding; protein binding. The coding region runs from base 134 to 1075 and encodes 313 amino acids. The transcript is spliced from 6 exons. The record is from RefSeq and is a predicted model, not a curated record.